AUGAAUUUUUUUUCUCUUUUUUGUUUCUCUCUUUUUGCCUGGUUUUUGAUCAUGCAUCGUCGCUCCCAAUUUGAUCAGGAUGUCACGUCGGACGAGCAGAGCCAUGCCAGUGCUGAACUCCCCGACAUCUUCUCGAACAGUCCUCCGUCCGAUGGUUCCUCCGACAGUGAGACGGAGCCAGACAGCGACGAGUCGGAUGAUGAUGAUGACAACGACGAUGACGACUCGCUUUUCGACAAUGAAGAGCAGCAUCCACCGGAAUACUAUCUCGCAGAGGCUGAGUGUCUUGAUGUCUCCCAGCUCCGACAGCAACGUUACAGUCCCAAGACUCGGAAGAAGCUGGAGGAUACAGGCGUCAUGCUACAGCCAAGCUAA
This is a messenger RNA of Rasamsonia emersonii CBS 393.64, 375 nucleotides long. RefSeq lists its product as uncharacterized. Lineage: Eukaryota; Fungi; Ascomycota; Eurotiomycetes; Eurotiales; Trichocomaceae. The record is from RefSeq and is a predicted model, not a curated record. The transcript has a single exon. Bases 1 to 375 code for a protein of 124 amino acids.